AUGGAUGGCCGCGACUUCGCACCGCCGCCGCAUCUGCUGUCGGACCGCGGGAGCCUGGGCCACCGCAGUGCCGCCGCUGCCGCGCGCCUCGCCCCGGCCGGGCCCGCUGCGCAGCCCCCGGCGCACUUCCAGCCCGGAAAGUACUUCCCGUCGCCGCUGCCCAUGGCUUCGCACACAGCCAGCAGCCGCCUGAUGGGGAACUCUCCGGCCUCCUCUUUCAUGGGCAGUUUCCUCACCAGCAGUCUGGGCUCAGCGGCCUCCGCGCAUCCCAGUGGCCCCAACCCCUCCCCCUCGGAUCAGGCCUACCGUGGCUCCCACCCCACCACCUCCCAGAUCUGGUUCUCCCACUCCCACGAAGCUCCAGGGUACCCCAGAUUUUCAGGGAGUCUGGCAUCUACCUUCCUACCCAUGAGCCACUUGGAUCACCAUGGAAACAGCAAUGUUCUCUAUGGGCAACAUCGUUUCUAUGGAACCCAAAAAGAUAACUUCUACCUGCGCAACCUGCCGCCCCAGCCCACGCUCCUGCCCGCCAACCACAGCUUCCCCAGUGUGGCCCGGGCCGCCCCCGGCCACCCCAUCGGCUCCUGCAGCCGCGACCGGGGCGAGGCCGGUCACCUGCAGAAGGGCGCCAAGGAGUUCGACCGCUUCCUCAUGGGCAAAGAGAAAGCCGGCAAGGUGGCCGAGGGCAAGGAGCGGCCGGCGGUGGAGGAGGACGUCGUCAGGGGGCGGCACAAGCUGGUGCUGCCCGUACCGGGCGACUCGCACUGCAAGGAGGGUGGCGUGGCCCGGGGUGCCUGCGAGGGCCGCCCCAAACACCUGGCCUCCUGCCUUCUCAACACCAAGGUGCUCGACGGUGAGCUGGGCAGGUCUGCGCUGGCCAGCUGCGCGGGGGGUGUGCUGGGGCGGCCGGGUAUGGGCGUGCCGGCCUCUGGACGCUGCACCAAGGAGGCAGCCGGCCCCGUGGAGCCUGGGCCAGCCUUCGGCGAGUGCCUGGAGCGGAGGCAGAUGCUGCACCACGCCGUGCCCUACACGGUGCCGUCUGGCCUGCCCGCCGGGCCGCCCCCACCCCUCAGCACGGCCACCGGCUCCUUCCCCUGCCUGCAGCUGCAUGGGGGCCCGGAUGGGCUCUGCCCCCUGCAGGACAAAGUCCCCCGGGACCCAAAGGCCAGCGGGCCCACCUUCGUGCCUUCCAUGGGACACCUGGCCGACAAGAGCCGCCCGUUCCAGGUGGCCGAGGCCUGUGCCAUGGCGGGUGAGGGCAAGGACCGGCACCUGGAUGGGGCUGCAGCGCCUGACCAUGCUGCGCUUUAUGGGGUCUCCUAUGCCCACCUGAAGGCCGAGGGCAAGGGUGACCGGCGGCCCGGGAGCUUCGAGGCGGCCCUCAACCCCCGGCUGAAGGGCCUGGAGUACCUGGACAGCGCAGGCCCCGAGGCCCCCUUCCCGGGGCUCCCCAAAGCAGGUCUGGACAAAAGCGGCUACUUUGAGUUACCCGCCCCCUCACAGGACUGUGCCCGGCCAAGUCACCAGGACCCGUUGGGCGGGAAAGUCACCCAGGCCUGCUGCACUUUAGACAAGACUGCCAGCAAGGAGACCCCUGUGGGUGCCCCCGGGGCCCAGAAGGUGGCUCGCAUCCGGCAUCAGCAGCAGUCGGUGGCCCCCGAGGUAGAGCCGGGGGGCAGCGGGGCCGAGGCCAAGCGCAAGUCUCUGGAGCUGGCGUCUCUGGGCUACAGCGGGCCGCCCCCGCCCCCGUGGAGUGUCCAGUCGGGCCAGGGGGCCACCGUGGCCAUUAGUGAGGAGUGCAAGGCUGGCGCCUACCUGGACCCCUUUGGCGGCACCCUGCAGCAGGCCGCCCUCCUGCCUCAGGACCUGCCCGCCCCGCCUGACGAGGUCUCGGCCAUGAAGAACCUGCUCAAGUACAGCAGCCAAGCACUGGUCGUUGGCCAGAAGGUGCCCUUCGUGGGCCUGGGGGGCCUGAAGGCCAGCUGUGCCCAGCAGGACGGGAAGUUCCCAGCCUCCAAGGGCACGGGCCAGGCCCCCGGCGACAUGGAAAGGCCGGACUGUGCCCGAAGCCGAGAGCACGUCGCUCCGCAUGGCGAUGGGGAGGUGCGGCAGCCACCUGUGGGCAUUGCGGUGGCCUUGGCCCGGCAGAAGGACACGGUGAGCCGGGCGGAGUCAGCCUACAGUGCCAACACAGGGCGGCAGGGCCGGGCAGCCCCCGCCUUCAAAGCUGGCAGUGGGCCCCGCUCCGCCCACGCUCUGGACCUGGAGGCUGAGGAGGAAAGGGUGCGUCUGUGUGAGGACCGCCUGGGGCUCGCCAGCCGGGAGCUGCUGCUGCAGGACAACAAGGACCUCGUGGAGUUUGCCCGGAUCCACCCGUCAAGCGGCUGCCCUGGAGACCUGGCCCCCCAUCUCAUGAUCGCCGGGGGCUCCUCCCUGCAGAGCAGCCAGCUGGGCGGGGACCCGGCCCCCCAUCCCCACCCUGCCCACCCCCCCUGGCUGCCCCGCACCCGCAGCCCCUCCCUGUGGAUGGGGGGACAUUCCUACGGCCUCGGGCACCCUGCCCUGCACCAGAACCUGCCCCCCGGCUUCCCUGCGUCUGUGCCUGGCUCCAUGCCCCCCGUCUUCCCCCUCCCCCAGGACGCCCCCACACAGCUCGUCAUCCUGCCUUCUGAGCCCACGCCCCACGCCGCCCCCCACGCGCUUGCUGAUGUCAUGGACCAGGCUUCACUGUGGCCCCCCAUGUACGGGGGCCGGGGCCCUGCCUCCCACAUGCAGCACCCAGGCCAGCUCCCUGUCUACUCGCGGUCCCAGUUCCUACGGCAGCAGGAGCUCUACGCCCUGCAGCAGCAGCAGCGGGCCGCUCAGGCUCUGGAGCAGCAGCGGGCCACCCAAUUCCAGCAGAAGCCUGAGGACCGCCACCUGGAGCUGGAGGAGCCCGCCCAGGAGAAGGCCUUGAAGUCCACCCACAAGCCAGUUGCCUUAACCCCCACGGCCAAGGGCACCCCCUCACCCGCCACCGCAGGCCCUGCCAAGCUGUCACCCUGCUGCCACUCUCCCGCCCCGAAGCCCCCCGCCGCCAGCUGCCCUACACCACCACCGCAUCCUGGCGCCCCGUGCACUUUAUCCGUCUGCCCCACCGGCAGCCCCGGGCCAGGCUCCAAGCUGCCCAGCGCCGAGGAGGAGAGGGGGGAGGGCCAGCGGCGCGGAGCCGACCUCAACACGCUGGAACCAGACCUGCCUCCCGGAUACACGUGCCCUGCGGCCGGCUCGGGCUUCUCCCUGCCCCGCACUGUGCACUCAUCUGACCUCUCGGACCCCGAAACUAUGCAAAGAGCCCCGCCGGGGGCCCAGCCUGAGCUGGCCAGGACGUUCCCACCCGGGGACCUGGGCCCACACAGCCCCCAGAACCUGGAGGAGCCUGAGCUGCCCUCAAGGGCCAGGGAGGCCACCCAGGACCUUGCCGCACACCCCCACCCUGCCGAGCGGGGACCCCCGGGGAAGGCAGCGGACCCCAGCCCACUGGAGGGGCUGCGAGAACUGCGGUGUGGGGCCCUCCUCGAGGGAGGGGGCCCUGAGGCCACUGGCCAGGCUGAUUCUACUCAGGGAGGGGCCCAAGAGGAGAGGACCACAGAGGAGGGACGGGAGGAGGGAGAGCAGGGGCCCUCGUUGGGGGCCAGCCCCCAGGCCGUGGAGCAGCCAGCAAGGAGCCUGGGUGCCCCGGAUCAGGCCAAGCCGGGCGAGCAGCAGGCCCCUGCAGAAGCAGAGGCGGAGGAGGCGGCCAAGUUCAAGGAGGCCAAGCUGGAGGAGGAGGAGGAGGAGGACUGGGGGCUGACUCCCGACAACAGCCAGCCGCCCAGGGAGCUGCCGGGUCUGGACGCCCUGGUGGCAGCCACCAUCAACCUGGGGGAUCUGCCUGCUGUCAGCCCACUGGACCCUCAGCCCCCCACUGUCCCUGGGCCACCCAGCACAGCUCCCCUGCCCCGUAGCUCAGGGAUUCAUGGCAUUGCCCUGCUCAGCGAGCUGGCCGACCUGGAAAUCCAGCAGCAGAGGACUGAGCCAGACCUGCAAGAGGAGGAGGAUGUGCUAGCCUUCAACCUGCAGCGCCUGGCCACGCUGGCCUCAGCCUGGUCCCUGGUAGAGGCUGCUGGCCUGGACAGCCCCGCCUCCGUGGCCCAGCCCUCCACUGCCGACUCCUGCAGGGCUCCCACGCUCACCCCCCGUAUGCAGAUCCUGCAGCGCAAGGACACCUGGACCCCCAAGACCAAGCCUGUAUGCCCACUGAAGGCUGCCAUCGACCGGCUGGACACACAGGAGGUAGAGAUGCGCGUGCAGCUGGCGGAGCUGCAGAGACGCUACAAGGAGAAGCAGCGGGAGCUGGCCCGGCUGCAGCGCAGGCAUGACCAUGAAAGAGACGAGAGCUCGCGGAGCCCUGCCAGGCGAGGGCCCGGCCGGCCACGGAAGCGCAAAUACUCCAGCUUGCUGCCUGCCCUGCGACCCAGCGAAGGCAAGAAAGUCAAGGCAGUGCGGUCCAGCCUGAGCCUGCUGUGCACCGAGCUGCGGGGCGGCGAUGAUGAGCCCUCGAAGAAGCGAGGCCGGCUGGAGAAGGGCGCCUACGUGGGCCUGCAACCCGCAUCUGCGGAGAAGGUUCGGUGCAAGAAGAGCAGCGGUCAGGGCGACCUGGCAUCUGCAGUGGCCCACAAGGUGGCCCAGCUGAAGCCGAAGGUCAAGAGCAAGGGGCUGCCCACCAGCCUCAGCCCCUUCCGGCGGAAGGAGGCCACCCCAGGGGGCCGCAUCCGGAAGAAGCUGUCGCGAGCCAAGAGCGCCAAGGUGUCUGGGGCCGCCCGGCACCCACAGCCAGAUGGUGGCGUUGCUGGCAGGGAGACACCUAAGUUCCCAGCCCAGCCGGCAGCGGCCGCAACACAUGAGGCAGGCAACGGCUCGGACAGUGAAGACUGCGAGGGUCUGUUGGAAACAGAGGCACCUCCCAAGGAGCCCGGGCUGGCACUGCGCGCUGGGGCCCGCGCAGCCGUGCUGCGGCCCUCGCCCUCCUCCGUGGUCAAGAUGGAGGCCAACCAGAAGGCCAGGAAGAAGAGGGAGAGGCAGGGCUGGCCAGGGGCCAGCCGCCUGUCAAGCCCCGAGAGAGAGGUCAAGGUCAAGAGGAGGACGGUGAAGGCCAAGGUGGGCAGCAAGCUGGAGCAGGCCCCGGGGCGCGGGCCCCCAGGUGGGCCCGGCAAGAAGAAAGCCAAGGGCAAGGCCAAGGGCAGCCUGCGGGCAGAGCCGGGGGCCACACCCGGCAGGGAAGCCCUCUGCAGCCCCACCCGGGCCUUCACCUGCCCCGAGGAGGGCAGCAGGCUGGCCAGUGAGCGCCUCAAGAGAGCCACACGCAAGAGCACGGUGCUGCAGCCAGGGCUGCGGCGGAAGAACGGGGCCCUGUCCAUCGCCCUGUCGCCCCGCAACGCCAAGGCCAUCCUGGGGAGGGGCAGGAAAUCGGGCAAGGUGAAAACCAAGGCUGCCGGCAAACAGGGCAAGGGCCGGGCGGUGAGCCGGCUGCUGGAGAGCUUCGCAGUGGAGGACGACUUUGAGUUUGAAGACAGCAGCAGCCUCUCAGAGGAGGAGGAGGCCAGUGGCCCCCUGAGCGCCGAGCAGAGCGCCGCCUUGGCACGCUCAUGCACCAUCCACAAGGAGGACCUACAGGACGGGCUGCCCGUGCUCAUCCCCAAAGAGGACAGUCUGCUAUACGCGGGCAGCGUCAGGACCCUGCAGCCCCCCGACAUCUACAGCAUCGUCAUCGAGGGUGAGAGAGGCAACCGGCAGAGGAUCUACUCACUGGAGCAGCUGCUGCAGGAGGCGGUUCUCGAUGUCCGGCCACAGUCCAGCAGGUACCUCCCACCCGGCACGAGGGUCUGUGCCUACUGGAGCCAGAAGUCCCGCUGCCUGUACCCAGGCAGCGUAGUGCGAGGCGCCUCCAGUGAUGAGGAAGACGACCUGGACUCCGUGGUGGUGGAGUUUGACGAUGGGGACACUGGCCACAUCGCUGUCUCCAACAUCAGGCUGCUGCCUCCGGACUUCAAGAUCCAGUGCACAGAGCCCUCGCCAGCCCUGCUGGUGUCCAGCAGCUGCCGAAGGACCAAGAAAUCUUCCUGCGAGGCACCCCCACCUGGUGAGGCCACCGCUCCCAGCCUGUCUCCCAAGGCACAUGAUGGCCCUGAAGCCUCAAAGACCCCCGGGAAGAAAUCCGUAGGCAAAGACAAAGCUGGCAAAGCGGAGCUCCUGGCCUCUGGUACCAAGCCCUCCGCGGGGGCCUCAGACCACUUCCUGGGCCGCCGGGGCAGCCCGCUGCUGAGCUGGUCAGCGGUGGCGCAGACCAAGCGGAAGGCGGUGGCCACGGCCGCAGCAGGUGGCAAGGGGCCGGGCGUGCUGCAGAACCUCUUCCAACUCAACGGCAGCACCAAGAAGCUGCGGGCCCGCGAGGCGCUGUUCCCCGUCCACAGCGUGGCUGCUCCCGUGUUUGGCAACGGCUUCCGCGCCGACUCCUUCAGCAGCCUGGCCAGCUCCUACGCUCCCUUUGUCGGCGGGGCUGGGCCCGGCCUGCCCGGGGGUGCCCACAAGCUGCUGCGGGCCAAGAAGGCCGAGCGGGCGGAGGCCGAGAAGGGCGGGCGGCGGCGGGCGGGCGGCGAGUUCCUGGUCAAGCUGGACCAUGAGGGCGUGACCUCCCCCAAGAGCAAGAACUGCAAGGCGCUGCACGCGGGUGACAAGGAUGUGGGGCCCAGGCCAGGGAGGCCCCUGCCCGGCCCCAGCUACGGGCACCCGGCCCUUGUGGGCAAGGACAGGAAGGGGCGGUCGCCUGUCCACCCGCUGCCCAUGGGGCUGGCGCUGCGUAAGUUCACAGGCCAGGCCGAGUACCCGCUGCCCUGUGACAGUGACUGCCACAGCUCCUACUCGGACGAGGAGGAGGACGGGCCUGGCCUGGCCCCCGGCGUGCCCUCCCGCUUCCUCGCCCGCCUUUCCGUGUCCUCCUCCUCCUCGGGCUCAUCCACCUCCUCCUCCUCUGGCUCCCUGUCCACCUCCAGCCUCUGCUCCUCGGAUGACGAGGGCUCCUCCUACAGCUCAGACGAGGAGGACCCAGCCCUGCUGCUGCAGACCUGCCUCACGCACCCGGUGCCCGCCCUCCUGGCCCAGCCCGAGGCCCUGCGCUCCAAGGGGGCUGGCCCACACCCGCACGCCCAGCGGUGCUUCCUGUCCAGGGCCGCGGUGGCCGGCGGGGGCGUGGGCGCGGGCCCCAGCAGUGGCAGACCCAGGCUCAAGCGCAAGGAGGCCCUGAGCUUCUCCAAAGCCAAAGAGCUGUCCCGGAGGCAGCGGCUGCCCUCCGUGGAAAACCGGCCAAAGAUCUCAGCCUUCCUGCCUGCCCGGCAGCUCUGGAAGUGGUCGGGGAACCCCACACAGAGACGCGGCAUGAAGGGGAAGGCCAGGAAGCUGUUCUACAAGGCCAUCGUCCGGGGCAAGGAGACGCUUCGCAUCGGGGACUGUGCCGUCUUCCUGUCGGCUGGGCGGCCCAACCUGCCCUACAUCGGCCGCAUCGAGAGCAUGUGGGAGUCGUGGGGCAGCAACAUGGUGGUGAAGGUCAAGUGGUUCUACCACCCAGAGGAGACCAAGCUGGGGAAGCGGCAGAGCGACGGGAAGAACGCGCUGUACCAGUCCUGCCAUGAGGAUGAGAACGACGUGCAGACCAUCUCCCACAAGUGCCAGGUAGUGGGGCGCGAGCAGUACGAGCAGAUGACACGGAGCCGCAAGUACCAGGACCGGCGGGACCUCUACUACCUGGCGGGCACCUACGACCCCACCACCGGGCGCCUGGUGACGGCCGAUGGUGUGCCCAUCCUGUGCUGA
Lipotes vexillifer (Yangtze River dolphin) is the source of this 7887-nucleotide messenger RNA. It is a transcript of the gene BAHCC1, whose product is annotated as BAH domain and coiled-coil containing 1. The coding region runs from base 1 to 7887 and encodes 2628 amino acids. Gene Ontology annotation, molecular function: chromatin binding. The transcript is spliced from 27 exons. Lineage: Eukaryota; Metazoa; Chordata; Mammalia; Artiodactyla; Lipotidae. The record is from RefSeq and is a predicted model, not a curated record.